Molecule: messenger RNA, 2545 nt
Organism: Siniperca chuatsi (mandarin fish)
Lineage: Eukaryota; Metazoa; Chordata; Actinopteri; Centrarchiformes; Sinipercidae
Product: aspartate aminotransferase, mitochondrial-like
Exons: 10
Coding region: 79-1365 (428 amino acids)
Biological process (GO): biosynthetic process; L-aspartate catabolic process
Cellular component (GO): mitochondrion
Molecular function (GO): pyridoxal phosphate binding; L-aspartate:2-oxoglutarate transaminase activity
Source: RefSeq, a predicted model, not a curated record
AGCGUAGCGUCGUGGUCCUGACUGCCCUUCACAUCCGUCCACAUCCUGCUCGGCUCGACUCCCAAGUGCAGCACAACCAUGGCCCUGCUCAAGUCACACAAGAUGAUCUACUGUCUGGGGAACAUUUCCCCGUCCCUGGGAGUUCUGUCCUCCCGCAACAGCUCAUGGUGGGGUGGAGUGCAGAUGGGUCCCCCCGAUCCCAUCCUGGGGGUGAGCGAGGCCUUCAAGAAGGACACCAACCCCAAGAAGAUGAACCUGGGAGUGGGAGCCUACAGGGAUGACCAGGGCAAGCCUUUUGUGCUCAGCUGUGUCCGCAAGGCAGAGGCUAUUCUCACAGCCAAACAGCUGGAUAAGGAGUACCUUGCCAUUGGUGGUCUGGGGGAGUUUACCAAGUCCUGUGCCCAACUUGCUCUUGGUGCUGAUAAUGAGGUCUUGAAGAGUGGCAGGAACAUCACUGUCCAGACCAUCUCAGGAACUGGAUCUCUGCGCAUUGGAGCCAACUUUUUGUCUCGAUUCCACGGAGGUCCACGUGAUGUGUACCUGCCCAAACCGUCCUGGGGAAAUCACACACCCAUCUUCAGAGACGCUGGCAUGCAGCUCAAAGCAUACAGAUACUACGACCCCUCCACCUGUGGCUUUGACUUCAAAGGAGCUCUUGAUGACAUCUCAAAAAUCCCAGAGCAGAGUGUAAUCAUGUUGCAUGCUUGUGCCCACAACCCCACUGGUGUGGACCCCAAGCCCGAGCAGUGGAAGGAGAUCGCUGACAUUGUGAAGAAAAGGAACCUGCUCGUGUUCUUUGACAUGGCCUAUCAGGGCUUUGCGAGUGGAGAUAUCGAUCGUGAUGCCUGGGCUGUGCGCUACUUCAUCGAGCAGGGCCACAACAUCCUGCUGUCCCAGUCCUUUGCCAAGAAUAUGGGUCUCUAUGGUGAGCGUGUGGGAGGCUUCACUGUGGUGUGUAAAGACUUAGAUGAGGCAAAGAGGGUGGAGUCUCAACUCAAGAUCCUCAUCAGGCCCAUUUACUCCAACCCACCAAUGAAUGGCGCCAGAAUUGCAGCAACCAUUCUCAACACACCAGAUCUGCGCUCACUGUGGCUGGAGGAGGUCCAUGGUAUGGCUAACCGCAUCAUUAAGAUGAGAGAGCAGCUGGUGGCUGGUCUGAAAAAGGAGGGCUCCACCCACAACUGGCAGCACGUCAUCGACCAGAUCGGGAUGUUCUGCUUCACAGGCCUCAAACCCGAACAGGUUGAGCGCCUGACAAAGGAGUUUUCAGUGUACAUGACCAAGGAUGGCAGGAUUUCCAUGGCAGGUGUGUCCUCUGGGAACGUGGGCUACCUGGCACAGGCGAUCCAUGCUGUCACCAAGUAGAGUGGAUCCUGCUGGAGCAAAAAAAUCAAAGCAGCAGUGUUGAAGAGGAGCUUUGUGCGUCAAUUAUUCUCUGCCUCCUCCAUUCCACCUUUAGAAAAGAGCUCAAUAUUUAGUUAGACAUUUUCUUGAUUGGAUUUCAUCACGAGUUCAACUUGGAACAGUUGCUGCUGUUAAAUGGUUUAGUUUCUGUUGGUCUUUUUUUUUUACAUUUCACUGAACAGGCUCCCCUGCCAAAUUGUAAAAGACAUGUUUUCUCCCACUACUGAUGGAUCAUCCUUGCUUAUUUAUUAUGUGGAAUCAACUGUUGGCUGUGCAUUAGUGUCCUCCUAAAUGUGUGCUGUUUAUUUGUUGAUCAAGGAACCAACAUCGGGGUAAUGUUAGACGGUGCAUUAGUUUUGUGUACAAGCUAUGUGAAAGCCUGUUGAAAAUGUGAGUUUUUAUUUUUCUUCUUCUUAAUUUUAAUGGUGGCGUCAUAGCACUUUAUAAGCUGUAAGGCACUUGUUAUGUGUAAAUCAGGUAAUCAGUGCACUAUCAGGCUAAUCUGUGGUUGUUCAUCUGAACUAAUCAAUCAUCCAGUAAUUUAGUCUCCUAUAUUAUCUCGGGUUGGAAUUUGCCUAUCCAUCUCCUUGUAUUCAGUACUUUUUCAGCAGGAUUUGUGAAUCUUUUUUUGUUUCAGUCUAGUUAGUCACAGGGCAGCCGUCUCUCAAUCAGUCCCAUUCAACCCCUGAUACAAACAAGCACACAAGCCAAAAAGAGUUAAACUCAGUACAGAGAAGUGAUCAAUACUUUGAAUGAAUUCCACAAUGGAGAAAUUUGUCUUCAUGCUGCACCAUAGCGACAAAUUGAACGCCCCAUGUCUUAUUUUCUUUUCAUAAUGGAGUCUUUGUAUUUGGUACAAGUACAAAUGUUACUCUGUGUGGUUAUUAAAGAUGAGUGGUUGGGGUGAACAUUGGACAGUUCAUGACACAUGCCACUCAUUCACUCAGACAUCAUGGUUCAGUGUAUGAAUCUGUUCGUCAUUGAGACUCUGAGACACAAAUGGCAUUUAGAAAUGUGGGGUUUGCCCCCAGUCUACUCGUACUUCUGAAACUUAUGGCACUUCGCCUUCACGUUUUGCAUUCUGUCAUAAAAUAAUGGAUCACUGGUCAUAUUGAACAAACAAUAAAUGGUUAAAGAGUAA